GGGUCGGGGGCGUGCCCGAGGCCGUGGCUCCCCGGGAAGGCGGAAGCGGCUCCCGGGCCCCGUGGGCCGGGUCCGGAGGGACCAUGGCCGGGGCCGGCUGGGCCCCGCCGCGCCUGGACGAGUUCAUCCUUACCGAGCGCCUUGGCUCCGGCACCUACGCCACCGUCUAUAAGGCCUUCAGGAAGAGGAACGCGCGUGAAGUGGUAGCCAUCAAGUGUGUGAGCAGGAGGAGCCUGAACCGGGAGUCCGUGGAGAACCUGCUGACAGAGAUCGAGAUCCUCAAGACCAUCCGCCACCCACACAUCGUGGAGCUCAAGGACUUCCAGUGGGACAGCGAGCACAUCUAUCUGAUCAUGGAGUUCUGCGCUGGGGGCGACCUCUCCCGCUUCAUCCGGAUGCGCAGGAUCCUCCCUGAGAAGGUGGCACGCAUCUUCCUGCAGCAGCUCGCCUGCGCCCUGAAGUUCCUCCACGACCGCAACAUCUCCCACCUGGACCUCAAGCCACAGAACAUCCUCCUGAGCACUCCGGAGAACCCCCAGCUGAAGCUGGCAGAUUUCGGCUUUGCGCAGUACAUGUCGCCAUGGGACGAGAAGCACGUCCUGCGGGGCUCCCCCCUCUACAUGGCCCCCGAGAUGGUGUGUCGCCAGCAGUACGAUGCCCGCGUGGACCUGUGGUCGGUGGGCGUCAUCCUUUACGAAGCACUUUUUGGGGAGCCACCCUUCGCUUCCCACUCCUUCGCCGAGCUGGAGGAGAAGAUUCGCAGUGACCAGGUUGUGAAGCUUCCCAGCCGACCCCAGCUCUCCCCAGAAUGCCGGGAUCUCUUGGGACAGCUCUUGGAGAGGGACCCUCUGAAGCGCAUCUCCUUUGAGCGCUUCUUUGCCCACCCCUUUGUGGACAUGGAGCACGUCCCUGGCCCUGAUAGCCUGGGCAAGGCGACUGACCUGGUGGUGGAGGCAGUGAAGAAGGAUCAAGAGAGGGAUGCCAAUGCCGCCCUCUCCCUCUACUGCAAAGCCCUGGAGUAUUUUGUGCCAGCGCUGCACUAUGAAAGCGAUGCACGGCGGAAAGAAGCCAUCCGGGCCAAGAUGGGGCAGUACAUCUCCCGAGCAGAGGAGCUGAAGGCUUUGGUCACCUCCAGCAACAAGAACCUACUGGAGAAAGGGAACUCGGCCAGAGAGCUCCUUAAAGAGAUGGCCAAGGACAAGCCUCGGCUCUGCGCAGCGCUGGAAAUGGCUUCAGCUGCCAUGGCCAAGGAGGACGAAGGCGGGGAUGAUGGUGACACCCUGGAGCUGUACCAGCAGAGUCUGGGGGAGCUGCUGCUCCUCCUGGCUGCGGAGCCAGCAGGGCGGCGACGGGAGCUGCUCCAUGCGGAGAUCCAGAUGCUGAUGGCCCGAGCUGAGUGCCUGAAGGAUCAGAUCAAGGUACGGUUGAUUGGUGUGGAGCUGGAUCUGAGCGGGGAUGCAGGCCAGGAAACUCUCCUCUCCCUUGGCAGAUGCGGCAGGCACAGUCCGUGGGCAAGGAGGCACUGGCAGAGCCCAUCCGGAGCGCCUGUACCUUGCAGUGAUUCCCAGGAGCCGGCCAGUGGAUGCUGCUCGCUGCCCUGUGCGGAGAUGCCGUCGGAAAGAUGAGGCUUCCGUCCCCACCGCAUCAGGGUAACACCUCGGAAGUCACCCUCGGGCUCCCAUCCCCAGGGGGUCCACAGGACCAUCUGCCUCCUCUGCCAGGCACUGGGCUCGUUUCCCUCCUAGCCCUGCCUCGACCGUCUGCUGCUGCAGCCUCCCCUUCCACGGCGGGCGGGUUAUUCCACUCUAAUUCCCUCCGCUGGCUGCCACGGGAUGGGUAUUUUUAUCCUGGCACCGGGCUCCAGCAGAAUAUCCACCCUGAUUUUUUGGCUGGGUGUUUCUUCCACCUCCCAAAUUCUGGGGGAGCGUCCACACAGCCCAGGUCCACGGAUCCCAGCCGGGAGCUCAGGGUGGUCAGGGGUGCUCUGCUGUGCCUUCCUCACCCAGCAUUCUACCUCUGUACCCACUACGGCUCAUCCAGCCUCCAGCACCCCUUUGCACUGUCCCAGCCCUCCCUCUCACUGCUGGAGCAUUGGGAAUGAGGCUUUUUGUUUCUAAACCUGGAGUCUGGCAGGUACUGACUGCAUCAUCAUUGUCAUGCGUGUGAGCAGUGUUCAGCAAGGGUCCGACUGAGCAGGAAUCAAUCACCUUCAGGGACAGACAUCCUUGGCAUUCUGCAUGCUCUGCUCCACUCCUCAGGGCUCUGACAACCCCAAGAUCCAAACCAUAUUUCCAGCAGUCACUUGUCCGGGGUGCUGAGGUCCGCCUGUCCUGCAAAACAAGGGACUUGUCUCAAAAUCUACUGUAUCUCAAGGGAAUGUAAUUUAUUGUCUUUAAUAAAUGCUGAUUUUAGUUUCUC
Molecule: messenger RNA, 2418 nt
Organism: Myiozetetes cayanensis
Lineage: Eukaryota; Metazoa; Chordata; Aves; Passeriformes; Tyrannidae
Gene: ULK3
Product: unc-51 like kinase 3
Exons: 15
Coding region: 84-1625 (513 amino acids)
Biological process (GO): autophagy; autophagosome organization; protein autophosphorylation
Cellular component (GO): autophagosome; cytoplasm
Molecular function (GO): ATP binding; protein serine/threonine kinase activity
Source: RefSeq, a predicted model, not a curated record